GAGCCCUCCGCCGCCUGACCCGCCGGCCCGGUUGCGGCGCUGCCCCCCCACCGCCCGCCCGGGAGAGGCACCAUGGCGGGCCGGGUGAGCGGCGCGCCGGCCCCGGGCCCGCCCGCGUCCGGGGCGGCGGGCCCGGGGGGGGCGGCGGGGAAGGAGAAGGAGAAGCGCUCGCUGGGGAAGCGACUGCUGUUCCGCGGGCGCGGCGCAGGGGGCUCCUCGCUGGGCGGGCUGGUAAGCCGCGUGCUGCGGACGCUCUCCACGCUCUCGCACCUGGGCGGCGAGCACGGCCCUCCCGCCGCCCCCCCGGCGCCGCCGCCGCCGCCGCCCCCCGAGGAGGAGGAGGAGGAGCCCGAGCCGCGCCCCCCGGCGCCCCCCGACGCCCCUUGCUGCCCCCCGGCGGGCGCGGCGCUGGUGCCCGGCGUGGCGGGGCUGCGCAACCACGGGAACACGUGCUUCAUGAACGCGGUGCUGCAGUGCCUGAGCAACACGGAGCCGCUGGCCGAGUUCCUGGCGCUGGAGCAGUUCCGCGCGCCCGCCGCGUCCCCGCCCGAGCCCCGCGCCGGGGAGGUGACCGAGCAGCUGGCGGAGCUGGUGCGCGCGCUCUGGACGCUCCAGUACACGCCGCAGCACAGCCGCGAGUUCAAGAGCAUUGUUUCCAAAAAUGCCCUGCAGUUCCGAGGGACCUCACAACACGAUGCACAGGAGUUCCUGCUCUGGCUUCUGGACAGAGUCCAUGAAGAUCUCCACAAUUUAGUGAAGAACAGCGAUGGAAGACCUCCUCUGAAGCCACCAUUAGAAGAAGAGGGAACCAUCUUUCCAGUAAACAGCACUUUCGUUCAGGAACUCUUUCAAGCUCAGUACAGGUCCUCCUUGACAUGUCCUCAUUGCCAGAAGCAGAGCAAUACUUUUGAUCCAUUCCUCUGCAUUUCUCUGCCGAUUCCACUGCCUCACACACGGCCGCUGUAUGUUACUGUGGUCUAUCGAGGAAAGUGCUCCCACUGCAUGCGCAUCGGAGUGGCUGUACCUUUGUCUGGAACGGUGGCCCAGCUGAGGGAAGCUGUGGCCAGAGAAACCAAAAUACCUGCCAGACAGAUUGUGCUCACCGAGAUGUAUUAUGAUGGCUUCCAUCGCUCUUUCUCUGACUUGGACGACCUCGACGUGGUGCAAGAGAGCGACUGCAUCUUCGCCUUUGAGACCCCGGAGAUCUUCUGGCCUGAGGGAAUCCUCAGCCAGAGAGGAAUCCACGUCAACAGUAAUCUGAACCACUUGAAAUACGGCAUUGACCACCCCAAGUCAUCUGCUUACACCCAGGCAAGGCUAGAGAGCUGCAGUCCCAGGACAACGGCGGCAGCUGCUGCUGCGAGCGAUAAGAUUGUAGUGUUGGUGUGUAACAGAGCCUGCGGUGGGCAGCAGGGAAGGAGGUUUGGCCAACCCUUUGUGCUGCAUUUGGAGAAGACCAUCCCUUGGGACCUUCUGCAGAAGGAGAUCUUGGAGAAGAUGCAGUAUUUUCUGCGCUCCUCCGCAUGCAUUCAGGUGUGUCCGUUCAGCUUGCGAGUGGUCAGCGCUGUGGGCAUAACAUACCUCUUGCCUCAAGAAGAGCGGCCCCUCUGCCACCUGAUGGUGGAACGGGCCCUGAAGUCUUGCGGGAAAGGUGGAGUCCCCCACGUGAAGUUAGUGGUCGAAUGGGACAAGGAGACGAAGGACUACUUGUUCAUCCGUACGGAGGACGAGUACGUCCCCGAUGCCGAGAGCGUCCGCCAGCAGAGGGCGCUGCACCAGCAGCCACAGUCCUGCACCUUGGCCCAGUGCUUCCAGCUCUACACCAAAGAGGAGCAGCUGGCCCCCGAUGACGCCUGGCGCUGCCCCCACUGCAAGCAGCUGCAGCAGGGAAGCAUCAGCCUGAGCCUCUGGACCCUGCCCGACGUGCUGAUUGUUCACUUGAAGCGCUUCCGACAGGAAGGAGACCGGCGGAUGAAGCUUCAAAACAUGGUCCGGUUUCCUCUGACCAGCCUUGACAUGACCCCUCACGUGGUCAAGCGAAGCCAGAGCAGCUGGAGCCUGCCCUCCCACUGGUCCCCGUGGAGGCGUCCCUACGGCCUCGGGAGAGACCCGGAGGAUUUCAUCUAUGACUUGUAUGCGGUGUGCAACCAUCAUGGCACCAUGCAGGGGGGGCACUACACAGCCUACUGCAAGAACUCCAUUGAUGGCCUCUGGUACUGCUUUGAUGACAGCGAGGUCCAGCCGUUGGCGGAGAAUGAGGUGUGCAAGCCAACCGCCUACAUCCUCUUCUACCAGAGGCGGACGGCCAUUCCCUCCUGGUCGGCCAACAGUUCUGUGGCAGGUUCCACCAGCUCCUCCUUGUGCGAACACUGGGUGAGCCGGCUCCCGGGCAGCAAGCAGCCCAGCGUCGCCUCUGCGGCCUCCUCCAGGCGCACGUCGUUGGCGUCUCUCUCGGAAUCGGUGGAGCUGGCGGGGGAGCGGAGCGAAGACGAUGGAGGGUUUUCAACCCGGCCCUUCGUGAGGAGCGUGCAGCGCCAGAACGCGUCUUCCAGAUCCUCGGUGACCAGCCCUUUGGCCACAAGUGAAAAUGGGACCCGCCCUUCGUGGUCCCUCUCAGCCAAGCUGCAGAUGCGCUCCAACUCGGCCUCUCCUGUCCACGGCUCGCCUGCCGCCCUGGAGAGAAUCGGGGAGUCGGGCGAUGACCGAGUGGCCACCUCCUGCUUUGGCAGCCGGCGGAGUCUCUCGGGCAGCCACCUGGAGCCUGGUGAGGGGGAAGGCAGCCGCCGCAGCCAGCAGGACUCGCGGACGGUUGGCAGGGCCCCCCUGGCAGUCAUGGAAGGCGUCUUCAGAGAUGAGGCCCCGGCCUGGAAACCAGGCGCCUCCGGCAAGAUGUGCACACAGGUGGACAGAGGCGGGUCUGCUCUGGACCCCUUUGACAACAACAAUCAAAUAGCCUUCGUUGACCAGAGCGAUUCUGUGGAGAGCUCUCCUGUCAGGGAUGGCCAGAACUUUGGCUGGCUGGCCAAGCCAGAGGGCAGCAGCUCCCCCCAGGCCCUGCCCUCCCAAGACAGCCUCGGGCCAGGUAGUGGCUUGAAGUCUGGGCGGGCAGUCUUGUCCAGCCAGGAUUCCCCGGCGUCUCACCGGCCACUUGCUUCCCCCCCUCCCUCCAAGGGCUUGCCGAAGGGGCCCCGUUCCCGGAGCAAGCUGGACUCCUGCCGGGCCAGUGGGCGCCCCAGCUCUCCUGCCCCCAGGCCAGGCAAGAAAGAGGCUGGCUCGAAGGGCCCUGAGGCUGCCUCUGCCCAGCAGAAGCACCGGUCAGCUUCCUCGCCGUCUUCCUCCGCAGCAGCCAGAAGGAGCUCCUCGGGGUGCUCCGUGCGGGGGCACCCCCCCUCUGGCAAAAGCAGAACUUCGGACCGCAGCCUCGGCCGAGAGGGCUCUAAGCCGAGCGCAGUCUCAGAGAAGACGGGCGUUGCUGCUGGCUCGCGGACAAGCUCCCCUCGGCUAACCCAGGCACGUGGGGAGGGCAGGGUCCCCGAGAGCAAGCACGUGCGCAGCACCUCCUUGGCCAGCCUGCGCUCGCCCGGCCCUGGUCCCCGGUCCGGCCUGAAGAGGGACAGCAAGUCGGAAGAGAAAGGCUUGUCCUUCUUCAAGUCUGCCCUCCGCCAGAAGGAGAGCCGGAGGUCAGCCGACCUGGGCAAGACCACUCUGCUAGCCAAGAGGGCAGUGGGCAGCUCCUCCAAGGCUGCCGGGAAAGCCAGUUCCGAGGAGAAGCUGCCAGACAACGCAGCCCUCCCCGAUGCCAGCGCAGCCGCCAUGGACCCCUUGCUGCCGGGCAAGCGCUCCCUGCUGGCCACUUGCAAAUCGCAGUCUUCCCAGGUGGAGGGCAGCCCCAAGUCCCCCAGGGAGGGCAGGCCAGCUGCCAACAAGGCUUUGCGCAGGCUCCCCCCCGGGGUGCCCUCCACCUGUGCAUCUUCCACAUCUCCGUGACCCGCCACCACUCGGCUGCUGCUCAGCUGCCCUGAAGGGAGGGGUGGGCCUCCUCCCUCGCUUUCCGUGGAUGAGGGGAACUUUGCUGCUCAGGCACCUUCCAGUCUGGCCCUCGUACCAAAUAGCCACGGGCAGCCGCAGCCUGUCCAGGGAGCCGUCCCGGAGCGCGCGCCUGCCGGCUGGGUCGCCUCACCAGUCAUUUUAUUCUGGGGCCUGUCCAGGGCAGGUGGCGGCCCGGCUCCGCGAGCUGAGAAGGUGUGCAGAGGGAACCGGGAUGCAAGGCGGUCCCUGGUUCUGCCGUGCCGCCCUCCCACCUCGGCCCUCCACAUUGCAAGCUUCUCCGAGGGCAGUAUUUCGGCUCUCAUGUUAUUUCUCAGGUAAAUGCUCAGCCAGGACUAGGAGGAACCGAGGAGUUGGAGAAAGGUGCCUUCUCUCUCUCUCUCUCUCUGAGGGAUGUUCGACAUGUUCUUUUAGUUCGGAGGGGUUUCUGUUGGGGUGUGUGUGGUUUUCAUAGCCUGUCCUGCCUGAGGCCACCUCAGUUCAGGCGCUUCCCUGGCCUUCGGGGUGGGGGGGCUGGUCGUGGCUUGGAAGUCGGCCAUGGGCAGGAGGAGGAUGGUUCGAGAAGAGGGGGCUGCGGGAGGUGGCGGUGGAAGGCAGGCUUCUCUGCUGUCCCUGGACACGUGGGACAGGUACACCCCCUUCAGGGGAGGGUGGCUGGCGGCGCUUCUUGUGGGAGGGGCCUCUGGUUUGGAGGGUCCUCGUGUCCUUGCUUAUUCUUCUGCCGAUGGCUUUUAGUGCAGGGCCUCAUCGCUGUCCCUGCACUGUCUGGAAUCAGGAACGUGUCUUCUCCUCCUCCCUUUCCUGACAGUCCUGGUGUUUUGGGCUCCUGACACCCCCUCGUUCUUCCCUGUUCAGCUGUCCCCAAACGGCUUCCGUGUCCGCUGGCCUGGGUACGGACGUGCAGAAAGGGGGUAUCUUGGAUCCCCUGUGAAUUCUGGAUGGUUGGCAUGCUCCUUCCCCUGGCAAAGAUGCAGCAGCAGCUGCUGCAUUGUUCUUGCUGCCCCCCGAAUGAGCUGAGCCCCUCUGUGGUUGGUUCUCUAAGCUCCUCUUUUGCUGGUCUGCAGCUCUCUUCUGUGUGCAGCUCAAGGGGCUGCUCUUUGCCCUGCAGGCAGCUCUGGGAGGGAGCUGUUGACUUGUGUUUUGUGCCCCCUCCUCAAUCUGGGCAAGAUCUCUCUUUGCAAGGGUGCCUUCGUUAAUGGGUCGCUCGCUUGCUGUGCACCCUUGGAAAGUGACUGGGGGCUCCCUUCACAUGUUGCUCAUCUGACACUCAUCUGUCCUACUUUGCAGAAUUUGAGCCCUUUCCUUGCAAUCAUCUUUUCCAGCUAUAGCUCCCUCCAAAAGCAUUGGGAUGAAAUUCUCAGAAUUCCUAACCCCCGUGCCAUGGCCUUCUGGAAGCCAAGGCCUUACCACAUUUGGAAAGAACCAGGUUGGAGAAAUCAGCUUAAAUGAGGAUGAACAAAGAUGCUUCAGUUUGGGGAAGAACAGCUGGUGGUGGUAGUGAAGGGUUGUAGGCUGGUCUCUGUCCACAUAAAGCACAACGGGGAGUGUGUGUUUUCUGUAGCUGGGUUCAUGGAGGUGCAGCAAGGAGGAGGAGAGCCUGUGGGUGCAGGAGUCCCUCUGGCCCUUGGUGUCUGUCCCCUGUCAAGCUGACUCUUGUGGAGUAACACCAGUUUGCUUGGAGCAGCCUCCUGAAGCUCUUUGUGGCUGGUCUUUGGACCCUGGGCCUGGAUUGUCUUAUGAUGGGGACUUGCUCUUGGCUCUCCCUUGCCCUGUGGAUCUCAUUUGAAUGAGACAAAGACCCAACCGUUCUUGAGAUCCUCAGUUGCCAACGUCAUCUAGGGCUCAUUGGACAUUUCUUUGAACAAGUUGGCCUAAGAGUCAAGGUGUUGAUUGUGUGACACUGGAAUAUUGUAUCUAGGAAGCUUCUACAGUUCUUGGGGUGGGGUGGGGUGGGAUUGGUAGUAACUAUUUCUAGCAUCCUUCAAAGAGGAUGGGAACUGCACUCAUCCUCAACUGGCAUAUUUCUUCCUUAUGUGGUCAUACUUCCAGUACUGAAGAGUCCAAUUCCUCAUCCCAGAAGGCUUUCUGUGUUUUGGGAUUAGAUGAUUAGUUUGUGUUAAUUGUACCUUCAAGGAACCAUUCAGAAGACGUACCUUGAACACUUCAUGUUACUUGUCCUCGACACACCAAGUGGAGGCUUUGCAACUGUGGCAAGCCCUUGCUUUCAGUCAGUGUCCUUUAAACCUAGAUAAGGCUCAAAUCAGUUCAGAGAAGUGUUGGGACAGGAAACCUCCACGUUCCAGGCGUAUGUGACUUAAUCCUGCAGACAAUUCUUUGCUUAGCAAUCACAUCUGGAAUGUUGAGCAUGGCCAGUUACUUUCCCCCUAAAAACUGAAGUUAAAUUUGCAUGGCACUGCCCAGCUGUUCCCUAUGCAUGCCCAUAUUAAGUAUGCAAACAACUCUUGCAAGCCUCAGUAGAACACACUAUGGCAAGGAUAGGCAACCUGUUUUCCUCUGGGUGUUUCUGAGUUGCAACUCCCAGCAUCCCUCACCAUGGGCUAUGCCACCUCAGGAUGGUGGGAGUACCACAUGGAGGCUGUAGCUCAGGCAUCCUGGGCUGGGCUGCAAGAAUUUGGGAUGGAGUGUUAUGUCCACCCUACUCUGGAUGCAGCUGAGGAGCCAAAGAUCCUUGUUCCUUGCUUUGGUAGGCACCCAAAAUAGCUUCCUUUGUGUGAUCCUUGGUUUACUUCUGUGGAUAUAAAAAUUAGCUGUGGAGUACUUAAAAGAAGGCAGGCAGUUUCUCUCAUUGCCAGCUAUAUUUUUGUUUCUAAGCAAGGACAGCCUAUGCAGCUUUCACCCCAGACCCAUCCUGGUCUGCUUCUUGGCGAGUUGCUUCAUGAAUGUUGUCAGCCUCUGGCAGGUCCUGCAAUGGGGAUGCCUCUCACCUCCCCAUGGCCCAGGAAGGCAGAGCUUGUCCUGGAUGAGGGGGACCUGGCUGUUCAGCUAAGGCCUGCAAAGUCGGUUAGGGAGGGGCCCCACAAAAUGGCCCAGGCAGGAGGCCUGGUGGGCCCCCUGCCCAGGACAGGCUUCGUCCGACUUGUUCAGUGCCUUCUGCUCAGCCAUUCCAGAAGCCGCUCUCAUUGGGGUCAGAAGGUGUUUUCCCUUGGAAAUUCCAGUUGAAAUCAUGUUUGUGGGAAAACCUUUUUCUCUUUGCUCAUUUCCCUAUUAAUUGUUGAUGGGUCCAACAUAACUGCACAAGCAACUGAAAUUUAGUUUUAAUCUUUGGUGAGAGGACACAAGGUUUUUUCUUCAUUGAGGGAAAGACGCACUAGCACUAGGAGCUGUAUCUGACAAAAUAAAAAGGAGAGCGGAGUUUGCGACACACGGAAAACGUGGAAAUUCCUUGAAUAACCUGGAAAGCAUUUCUGAGUUCAGCAGGCCCUGGGAGCGUUUUAUUCUGCUUGGCCUGGCUGCCCAUCUCCAGAGGGGUAGCCCAGGGACACCCCCCCCCGGAGCCUGGCCUCACCUUUGGCUAAAACUACCUGCUCAGACCUGACUCCGCCCUGGCGAACCGUGUUCCGUGCGAGGAGCUGCAUGCGUCCCUCUCCUUCCCCGCUGCUGACUUUGAUACCGUGAUCAGAGUUUCCGUCUUUUUUUUUAAUCUCUACAAUCCCCUGGGAAGGAGACUGUGUCCCCUUCCCAGAGGGGGUUUUAACUUAUUUCAGAGCAAGUGCAUGAGAGUGUGUCAAUGCCUUUUAUUUAUUUGUAUGCACUUUUAAUAUGCAGAAUUUAUAUUUUUAUGUUUUGAAAAUAAUUUCCAAAGGAAGAGUUUGGAUACAAGGGAUUGGAUGAUUAAUGGUGAAAAAUGUAAUAAUAGUACAAUAAAUUUACAGUGUACAAGG
Candoia aspera is the source of this 7949-nucleotide messenger RNA. RefSeq names its product ubiquitin specific peptidase 31 (gene USP31). The transcript has 16 exons. Gene Ontology annotation, molecular function: cysteine-type deubiquitinase activity. Gene Ontology annotation, biological process: protein deubiquitination. Lineage: Eukaryota; Metazoa; Chordata; Lepidosauria; Squamata; Candoiidae. The record is from RefSeq and is a predicted model, not a curated record. The coding region runs from base 73 to 3987 and encodes 1304 amino acids.